Salvelinus fontinalis (brook trout) is the source of this 2605-nucleotide messenger RNA. It is a transcript of the gene capn1a, whose product is annotated as calpain 1, (mu/I) large subunit a. The transcript has 22 exons. The coding region runs from base 2 to 2110 and encodes 702 amino acids. Gene Ontology annotation, cellular component: cytoplasm. Gene Ontology annotation, biological process: proteolysis. Gene Ontology annotation, molecular function: calcium ion binding; calcium-dependent cysteine-type endopeptidase activity. The record is from RefSeq and is a predicted model, not a curated record. NCBI's taxonomy places the organism in Eukaryota, Metazoa, Chordata, Actinopteri, Salmoniformes, Salmonidae.
AAUGUCAGGGGGAAUCUCUGCUAGCAUAGCCACCAGCAGACUGCAAGCUGAGGGAAUGGGCUCCAACGACCACGCCGUACCCUUCCUUAACCAGGACUAUGAGGCUUUGAGGCAGGAGUGUCUGGAGACGGGGUGUCUGUUCCAGGACCCCUACUUCCUAGCCGAGCCUCCCUCUCUGGGCUUCAAGGAACUGGCCCCCUUCUCCUCCAAGACCAGGGACGUGGAAUGGAUGAGACCCACGGAGCUGACAGGCGACCCUCAGUUCAUCCUGGGAGGAGCUACCAGAACAGACAUCUGUCAGGGAGCUCUAGGUGAUUGCUGGCUCCUAGCAGCCAUAGCCUCUCUAACCCUCAAUGAGAGGCUGCUCCACCGAGUGGUCCCACAUGGUCAGUCCUUCCAAGAGGACUAUGCUGGGAUCUUCCACUUUCAGUUCUGGCAGUUUGGUGAGUGGGUGGACGUGGUGAUUGACGACCGGCUGCCAACGAAGGAUGGAGAGAUCAUGUUCGUUCACUCAGCCGAGGGCAAUGAGUUCUGGAGCGCCCUGCUGGAGAAGGCCUACGCCAAGUUGAAUGGUUCCUACGAGGCUCUGUCUGGAGGCAGCACCACAGAAGGCUUUGAGGACUUCACCGGCGGUGUGUCUGAGAUGUACGAGCUCCGUAAGGCUCCACGGGACCUGUACAGGAUCAUCAGCAAAGCCCUGGACAGAGGCUCCUUGCUGGGCUGCUCCAUCGACAUCACCAGUGCCUUUGACAUGGAGUCUGUGACGUUCAAGAAGCUGGUGAAAGGUCAUGCUUACUCAGUCACCGGCCUAAAGAAGGUGGACUACCAGAGUCAGGUGGAGAGGCUGAUCAGGGUGAGAAACCCCUGGGGACAGGUGGAGUGGACUGGCGCCUGGAGUGACAAUUCUCCUGAGUGGGAUGAGUUGGACCCAUCUGAGAGAGAGGACCUGCAUCUAAAGAUGGAGGAUGGCGAGUUCUGGAUGUCAUUCCAGGAGUUCCUGAGGCAGUUUUCCCGUCUGGAGAUCUGUAACCUGACGGCGGACGCUCUGAGUGAGGACGGCCUCAGCCACUGGAACACCAUCAAGUUCCACGGCAUGUGGAGACGGGGGAGUACCGCCGGGGGCUGCCGCAACCACCCCAACACGUUCUGGAUCAACCCCCAGUAUAAGAUCACUCUGCUAGAGGAGGAUGACGACCCUGAGGAUGACGAGGUGGCUUGUAGCUUCCUGGUGGCGUUGAUGCAGAAGGACAGGAGGAGGUACCGGAAACAGGGACAGGACAUGCACACCAUCGGGUUCGCCAUCUACGAGAUUCCAGAAGAGUACAGGGGCUGUCAGAACGUGCACCUGAAGAAAGACUUCUUCCUGACCCAUUCAUCCUGCGCUCGCUCUGAGACCUUCGUCAACUUGAGAGAGGUCAGCAACCGUCUCUGUCUGCCUCCGGGAGAAUAUCUCAUCGUCCCCUCCACCUUCGAGUCUGGCCAGGAGGCCGACUUUGUCCUGAGAGUCUUCACUGAGAAACAGUCUGAGACAGAAGAGCUAGACGAUGAAAUCGCAGCAGACCUGGAAGAUGAGGAUGACAUCAGUGAAGAUGACAUCGAAGACUCAUUCAAAUCCAUGUUUGCUCAGCUGGCAGGAGAGGAUAUGGAGAUUUCUGUCCGUGAGCUUAGGACCAUCCUGAACAGAGUAGUGACUAGACACGAAGACCUGAAGACAGACGGCUUCAGUAUGGAGUCCUGUAGGACCAUGGUCAACCUUAUGGAUAAGGAUGGCACUGCCCGUCUUGGCCUGGUAGAGUUCCAGAUGCUCUGGAAUAAGAUCAGGAAGUGGCUGGUCAUCUAUAGAGAAUAUGACAUGGACAAGUCGGGAUCCAUGAGCUCCUAUGAGAUGCGACUUGCUGUGGAGUCGGCAGGUUUUAAACUGAACAACAGACUGAAUCAGGUCCUAGUGGCUCGCUAUGCUGAGAAUGAGGCCAUAGACUUUGACAACUUCAUCUGCUGUCUGGUCAAACUGGAAGCCAUGUUUAGAUCUUUCCAGCAGCUAGACAAAGAGGGAGAAGGAGUGGCUGAGCUGAACAUCACUGAGUGGCUGUAUAUGACCAUGUGUGGUUGAAGAGGACCAGUUUUCUCCCAGGAGAGGGACAGACCGAACAGCCAACGUGCCCCGGCAAAGUGCUUCUUCACUGGGCUCAUAUAGAUCUACUGUAGCCUCUUCCCUGAAACCAUGCGUAUCUUCCUAGCCUUUAUCUUCCUCUGCCUGAUCUGAACUAUAGGGCUGACCUGUACUGUACUGACUCACAUAUUUUAUUUCUCCAUGGUCCCUUCCAGCACGGUUCCAGCUACUAUGGUGAAAGAAUAACCAGCCCUGUUCAGUUCGGCUCAGUUUGGCCCUAUAGUGUGAAUCAGUUACUCCUGCCAUCUAUACUACAGCAAACCCUGACCCACCCCCUCUCAGCCUGCCAACUACACUACAGCACGGCCCCUCACCCACACCCCUCAGCCUGCCAACUACACUACAGCACGGCCCCUCACCCACCCCCCCUCAGCCUGCCAACUACACUACAGCACGGCCCCUCACCCACCCCACCUCAGCCUGCCAACUACACUA